AUGCCUACUACACAAAGUAAACCAACUUCUGGCGACGACAUAAAUAAAGCAAAACAAUUAUAUCAUGAUAUAAAUGAUUAUUUGGAUUGUUUGGCGGAAAUAAUACAAUCCGAAGUACAAGAAUUAGACGAUGAGGAUUCUGACGAUGAAGAAUUAUCUCCCAUUGCCUUGCAAUUCUUAAAAGACUAUAAAGAAUACGUCUCCUCACCAUCUCAAGUUCAUACACAACUUCUCGAUUCUGGUUCUUCUUCUACCUCGUCCUCAGGCUCCUCCUCAUCCUCACGACUACAAAAAAAGCGGUUUUGGAUGUAUUCUCAAACGAAUCAAAUGUUACAAUCACUUCCUCCGAAGCUACUCAACUUUAAUCCAAAAUUAUGUGAAGCAAAGAUAGAUUAUAGUGCACAAGCCUCUCCAUCAUUCUCCGCUUCUCCUUCCGACACAACUAACAUCAAUAACGAAAAGUUACUUAUUAAUAACACUAGCACAACCGUUGCAUCAUUGAAAGCUCAUUUAGCAAAAGAACAAGAAAAGAAUUGUAUCGUUAUUCGCCAACCGCAAUAUGCUUCUGUUGAGGAGAAAAAUUUCGUUUUUGUUGUUAAAAAAUCAACUGCAGCUAUUGUCGCUCCUCCUAAACUCGUUGAAUCACCUAUUAAAGAGAAAAUUGAAGUAAUAUCUGAAAAAUCCGAAGAAAUUGAAAACAUUUCAUCAGAAAAAGUUAAAAAGAAUCCAAUCAGCCUCGAUUUGAUUUCCAAUUUCAUUGCCAUUACGAAGGUUGGAUUUUCCAAGUCUCAACUUUCUCAACUUUCUUCGCUCAUGUGGACCGAGUGA
Molecule: messenger RNA, 828 nt
Organism: Funneliformis geosporum
Lineage: Eukaryota; Fungi; Glomeromycota; Glomeromycetes; Glomerales; Glomeraceae
Source: the annotation of a GenBank genome assembly